This is a messenger RNA of Drosophila ananassae, 4801 nucleotides long. It is a transcript of the gene inaE, whose product is annotated as diacylglycerol lipase-alpha. The transcript has 14 exons. Lineage: Eukaryota; Metazoa; Arthropoda; Insecta; Diptera; Drosophilidae. The record is from RefSeq and is a predicted model, not a curated record. Bases 553 to 4530 code for a protein of 1325 amino acids. Gene Ontology annotation, cellular component: postsynaptic membrane; dendrite membrane. Gene Ontology annotation, biological process: lipid metabolic process.
CAAGAGCCCUUUUUUUUGCGCGAAAGCUGUCGGACAGAACGGGCGCAGCAGCGCUUUCUUUUUCUUCGCUUGCCGAGACGCUGCGAGCGCGUCUUGUCAGAGAAAUAUAACAGAAAAAUCGUAAAUCACGACAAACUCGAAACAGUGCACGAUGCAUUGAUACAAAAUCGACGUAAAUCAAUAAAAGAAAUUGCAAAAAAAUCGCGUUCUAGUAACUGACGCCAAUAAUAAAAGAAAUAAAAUCAGACGGCGGCGGCAGCAGAAGAACGUAAACAAACGUAAACGUGUGUAAAUCCAUAAAAAGCAACAAAAACAAUUGAAGAAAUCAAAAGAAGCGCCAGCCAUGGCGACGCCGACUGCGACGACGGCAGUGGCAGUGGCAGUGGCAGAAACCGCUAAGGCAGCGCAGCCAGCAGAAUCUCUUUGGAUGCUGAUGGACAUUAACGAAUUUUUGUAGUGCUCUCCGGUAUUUUUGUUUUUGUGUUCCUCGGUGGUGGUUCCAGAUAGAUGUUCGUGUAUAAAUAGCAAUCGGCGGAUAAAUCAGCACAGUGAAUGAUGCCUGGACUUGUGGUCUUCAGACGCCGCUGGUCUGUGGGCUCUGAUGAUCUCGUGGUGCCAGGUGCAUUUCUCCUGACUAUACACUUUAUAUGUUUUGUGAUCGUUAGCGUUUCGUUGGUUAUCUUUGAGUAUAAUACACGAAUUUUAAGCGUAAAACUAUUGUUCUAUCACCUAAUAGGCUACUUGUUGAUACUUUUUUUUUCAAUAUGCGUAGAAAUAGGGAUAUGUGUGAUCUCGAUGCGAGGAAGUAUUCUAGAUGCCGAGGCGAGAACCUCCAUCAAUAUCUGGAUAUAUCUCAAGAGCUUGGUAAUUCUCUUCGACAUUGCCUGGCUGAUAGUGGGCUCCGUUUGGCUGGGACAUUACUAUUCCACCUCCCCCAUCGAUGAUCCCAAGAAGGUCUACAUAGCCAUUAUCAUCUGCAACUGGGUCCUGGUGGUCAUCACCCUGAUCACCAUCUGGUGCACCUUCGACGCCGCAGGCCGUUCGUGGGUGAAGAUGAAGAAGUACCAGCGAUCUAUGCGGGAAACGGAGUCGAGAUUCAACUACAAAAGAAGCAACUCCAUGAAUCGAAAUUGGCGGCAAAGAAAGGUGAUGAGGGCCUACCAGGACAGCUGGGACCAUCGCUGUCGCCUGUUGUUCUGCUGCAUGGGCUCCUCGGAGCGGAACCGGAACUCCUUCACGGACAUCGCCCGACUGCUGAGCGACUUCUUCCGGGAGCUGGACGUGGUGCCGUCGGACGUGGUGGCCGGACUGGUCCUGCUCCGGAAGUUCCAACGCCUCGAGAGGGAGGCCAUUGUCAGGCAAAGGAAGAACGGCACCUACGAGUUCCUCAGCGGCGUGCCCAUCACGGAGCGUACCCAGUUCCUAGCACUCAACGAUGCCAAAAACUACGACUUCUUUCAGACGGUCAUCCACUACAUGUACUUCGCCCAGGGCGCCUACGGCUGGCCCAUGUACGUCAUCAUAAACCGGACCAAGAUGUGGCACCUCUUGCCGGAACUGAAAUGCUUUGGCUGCUUCUGUGGCAGCGGCGACGACGCGGAAGUGAUCCAGGACAACUGCUGCCUCUGCAACUACGCCGCCCUGAAGAAAACCCUCCAAAUGGGCGACAUCGACAUCGUGUACGCCACCUACCACGUGGACGUGGGCGAGACGCCCUUCUUUGUGGCCGUCGACUACACCCACCGGGCGAUAGUGAUCAGCAUACGGGGCACCCUGAGCAUGAAGGACAUACUCACGGACCUGAAUGCGGAGGGCGAGGUGCUGCCGCUGCAGCCGCCGCGGGACGACUGGCUCGGCCACAAGGGAAUGGUGCAGGCGGCGAUCUACAUCAAGAACAAGCUGCAGGAGGACAACAUAAUUGAGAAGGCGCUCCAGAGGAAUCCCGAUCGCCAGACGCACUCCUUCGACCUGGUGCUGGUGGGUCAUUCCUUGGGCGCCGGAACCGCGGCGAUACUGGCGAUUCUCUUGAAACCCGACUAUCCCACUCUGCAGUGCUUCAGCUACUCUCCUCCUGGAGGACUCCUCAGUAUGCCCGCCGUGGAGUACUCCAAGUCGUUCAUCACCUCGGUGGUUCUGGGCAAGGACGUUGUGCCCAGGAUCGGCCUGAACCAGAUGGAAGCCCUGCGAGCCGACCUGAUAAAUGCCAUUCAGCGGAGUGUGGAUCCCAAGUGGAAAACAAUCUCCUGCUCAGUAAUUUGUUGUGGCUGUGGACCGGAGCCCACCUCCGUGGUGAACAUGUCCGGCCAGGACACGCACAUAAACCAGUAUCAGGAGGAACGUGGCACUGCCCGGUCGACCAGCGCCCAUCCGACGGAUAGCUCGAUUGCUCUGACGUUGCACCAGCCCUUGUAUCCGCCCGGCCGCAUCAUCCACAUAGUGCGGCACCAUCCCAAGGCUGAAGAGCAAAAAUACGACAGUGGUUGGAGAAAUGUCCUGAAGAAUCGGGAGCCCGUCUACCAGGCCAUCUGGGCAGACUCCACGGACUUUGACGAGGUGCUGAUUUCGCCGGUAAUGCUGCAGGAUCACAUGCCCGACAAGGUCCUGGCCGCUCUCAAAAAGGUUGUAACAACGAGUGGGCCACGCAAACCCCAGCGCCAGACAUCCAAUGCAUUCUCCACUGCAUCGAACGAGGGUCCCGAAACGGAUCACCAGGAGCUGGCUCAUAGCAGCACUAAUGGCGACUCGGAUCCAGUGAGACCGAACUCCGGAACGGAAACGGAAGUUGAAACGGAAACGAAUCAUGGCCGGACACACUGCAAACGGCCCUCGCAAAGUUCCUACACGAACCUGAGCAACUGCCUGCCACUGACGCCGAGUGCCCAGCACAAGCUCUGCCUGGAAACAUCCUUCACGAACGGAUCUGGUUGUGGAACUGGUACGAUGCCCCUGCAACCAAUGCCACCUCGUGGCAGUAAGGCCUCCUCCCUGGCGGGCAGCAUUCUGGGCCGCAGCCUUACCCCCUAUGACAUAUCAAGCGCUCUGGACGACAGCCUGGCCACCGUGGCUCUGCGGCAGAGUCCAUCCCUCAUGAGCUCAGAGACGACGGGCACAGUGAUUGCUAAUCACGAGCCUGAAACGGAGGACGUACCAGUGCCCCGGCUCAAAGCGGUGGCUUUCGACAUGGCCCCAACCCCUCCCCCGGUCCUGCUCGGCCGCCAGUUGGAAGAGAGGUCCCUGGUCGGAUGGCAGUCGGGCGAAAGGGUACUCCUCGAGCGCCAGCACUCGGAAAAGAAACCUCGCACUCUGCCCCUCGCCCAACGGCAGGCUCUGCGUAGGGCUUCGGACGCAGGAACAGGUGCCGGUGUAGACCUGCUUCACGACGACUGGUACGGACUGGCGCCAUUGGCCAGCCCGGAAACGCUCUCGGAGAUCUCCAGUGUCUCAUCGCGCACCAGCGUGCCCAUUAGCCUGGCCAACAGUAUUGAGCGGUACCUGCACCACAUGGGAGUGGCAGUUGGGCCCCAUAAGGUACCUCUCGAAGACAUCUUCGAGUCGCAGCUGCACACGCCCAAGGUGAUGCGGCGGGCUCCCAAGUUCACGGAAAACCUGGCAGGAUGUGCCGAGGACAGCAGAAAUCUGGACCAGUACAAGCGAAUGGGCCGCGUCUUUGUCACCUUUCCGCGCAUCUAUCCGGACCACAGUCUGGACUCCAGUGACGAAAGCUUCGAGUCAGCCUCGGCGCACAGUCUGCAGAGGCUGCCCCAGUUGCCGCAGACCUCCAAGUCGGCGGAUCCGUUGGAAGGGGAGCAGGAUGUGUCCAGGGAGGCUCAGCCUGUCAAGAAGUUAACCUUCAGCGAUAGCGACAUCCUAGCCGAUGACCAUUGCCUGCGACUGUGCCCGCACUGUCCGUGUGGCCGGGAUGCCCAGAGCGGAUGCUGCACUCGCUCCCAGCACGGUCAGUGCAGUGAUCUCGCGGUUGGAACGGGCGCCAGUCUCGGACUGGGCUUGGGUUCCACGGACACAAGCUUCUACAGUGCCAAUUCCUCGCUAGAGCAGGUCGUCACGCCAGCACGCCAGAAUGGCGGACCCCAUCUCGAAGAGAUACUGAUGCGUCCGGGGGUACUGGAGUCGCAUUUUCCGGUUCUGGGCGGUGGCUCUGGCCUGGAGACUCCGGCCUUGGUGGCGCCCGCCUCUCCAUCGCCGAUGAGCAACGGGAAGCGACCGGAUGUGGUCGGCGGACGGGUGAGGAAGCGGCUCUCGUCCGAGGAGUUCGUUUUCACCCGCAGCGAGGACAUGCCCAGCCUAGUACAAAUCGGUGAUAGGAACUCUGGCUCGCCGGCGGGACGUCGUCGCAAAGGAUGUGUCUAUCCGGCCGGGAAUAGUCUUCAUUUGGAUGCUGCCGCCGGCGCCGCCGCCGCUGCUGCUGCUGCUACGGCAUCUCCCACGUCCAUUAGCAAAUUCACCCGAACCCGAGUGGCAGCCGGCUCGGUGGCCAAGCAGACGGCCGCCAAUAACGAAAGUAAUGUUUAAAUAGUUGUAAAUUGUAAGCAGUACCUUGCCUGGAUUGUGAAGAGGCGAUAGCACGGCGAUAACAAACGAUAGCAAAGCGAUAACCCCCCAAACCAGUCGAUAAUUGUCGAUUGACUAACAAACUAACAUUUUGCAUACCGAUUACCUAGGGAAACAGAAACAUUUAGCGUUAACACUGGCGAUUAUUAUUAAAUAAAUGCAAUAUAUAUUUUUUUGUGCAGCAGACUCCCAAAGCGAUGACAAAUUUUAAUAAAACGUUUUAAAAAAUGGA